UACGGCUACUUACCCACCGAGUGGACGAGCGUGUUGUUCGCGACACUGUUCCUUAUCACAGCCGUCCUACACCUCAUGCAAGCGGGGAUGUACCGCAAGUGGUGGUUGUUUCCGACCGUUGUUCCCGCAUGCUUCGGCGAGGUGCUCGGAUGGGCAUGCCGAGUCUGGUCAUACCACAGCCCUUUAAAGCUCACUCCUUACAUGGUUCAGACGGUCGUCUUAGUGAUCUCACCUACGUUUCUAAUCGGAGCGCUGUUUAUCACAUUCGGCAAGAUGUGUGCACAUCUCGGGCAGCAGUACAGUCGCAUCAGCCCACGUCUCUAUGCGAGGAUUUUCUUCACUUCGGACGUCGUGGCGCUUCUUGUCCAGUCCGCCGGCGGCGGUAUUGCCGCCAGCAACCGGGGCCCAGAGGGAGGCCAUAUCAUCCUCGCUGGUGUAACAUUUCAGUUGGCCUCCCUGUCCGUAUUUUGCGCCCUCGUCGCGGAGUAUGUCGCAAGAUGGAUCAGGGAUCAGCCGUUUGAAGGCAACACGGCUUCGAACGACUCCGUGAGCGACUCCGCAACCAUCUAUGAGUCUGCUGUGUACCGAACCAUCGAGCUUUCAGAGGGGUUGGAAGGGCGCAUUUCCAGAAUGCAGCCUUUGUUCGUUGCGUUUGACGGCACGAUGGUGCUGCUUGCAACGGUCUUUUUCAGCCUCUACCACCCGGGUCGUAUCCUCAAGAACGACCUGGAGCUCGCGGUCAAAAACGAGGAUACAAGGUCUCGGGAACUGGCAUAG
Messenger RNA from Trametes versicolor FP-101664 SS1, 777 nucleotides. Its product is annotated as RTA1 like protein. The record is from RefSeq and is a predicted model, not a curated record. The transcript has 9 exons. Lineage: Eukaryota; Fungi; Basidiomycota; Agaricomycetes; Polyporales; Polyporaceae. The annotation marks the transcript as partial. Gene Ontology annotation, cellular component: fungal-type vacuole; plasma membrane.